AUGGACUUCAUCAACUUCAUCGUGGCCUUCUUUGUCUCUAAGAAUGUUAGACUGCUGACAGCCUUCGUCUGUUGGAGUCCAGAGGACGUAAGGUUAAUCUCCCAGCGAGGCGUGAUGGCUGGUUUGCGGGUGCGCGUGUUUCCAUGUACCCAUCCGCCGGCUGACCUGCCACCGUACCGUGACUACAGGGAGGGAGUACUCCUCGACGUGGGCUGCCACAACGCCACACACGCAUCAAGAAAUCGUGCGUUCAAUCUUCGUCAUUCUUGGCUUCUGAUCGACGCGUCCCCCUUCAAUGUUACUUAUGUUGAAGAGACACUAUCAGCCGUGCUGGUCCUCCCUGAUGGAGACGUCACCUGGGUGUCCGAGGAUCGUAUGGUAGACGUGUACAGGGUCAAGGCUGACCAGCCGCUAGUCGUCACGGAUUUGGGAAUGAAAAGGAGUCAGCGAGAACUAGAAGGACUAUGGAGAAGUUUACGUACAACAGUAACAAGAAGGAAAAAUCUACACAAUGUGUAUCUGAAGUCAGCAACUAUAGUAACACAGCCUCAAUACUUCAAAGGAUGGUCAGAUCUGUCAAAUCGUCAAAUAGACACGUUCCCAAAACUUACUUAUCCAAUACUGAAACUGUGCGGAGAAGAUCUUAACUUUAGGUUCAACCUGAAACAAGUGGACCUUUACGGGGAGGAACGGAACGGCAGCUUCGACGGCCUGGUGGGUCAGAUGCAGCACGAGGGGCUGGAGGUCGGGGUCACGUCCAUGUUCAUGCGCAAGGACCGGUGGCGGGUUCUGCAUUUCUGCGCCGAGACCGUCGAGUUAAAAGGCGCGUUCCUGUUCCGCCAGCCGUCCCGCUCGUCCGUGUCCAACGUGUUCGCGUUACCCUUCAGCCGCGGCGUGUGGGCAGCCUCGGCAGCUGUGUUUGCGGGGGCGGCCACCCUGCUGGCUGUGUUCGGCCUGGUGGCGCGGCGGACGGCGCUCGACCCCGUCGCUCAGAGACUGACGGUUCUCGAGAGUUUGACUUACGCUGUCGGCACCAUCUGCCAACAAGGUUCCUACCUGUGUCCCAGCCUGUGGUCCAUGCGUCUCCUCAUGUUCUGUACUCUGCUCGCCUCCCUGUUCGCCUUCACGUCAUACUCCGCCAAGAUCGUCGCUAUCCUCCAGGCGCCCAGUGACGCCCUGCGGACUAUCGAUGACCUCGCGCGGUCUCCGAUGGACCUCGGCGUGCAGGAGACUACUUAUAAGAGAGUCUAUUUUGCUGAAAGCAAGGACCCAGCAACUCAGGCCCUGUAUCGUCGUAAGCUGCUGCCUCUCGGGGAGCGCGCAUAUCUCAGUGUUGUUGACGGCAUCGCGCGCGUGCGCACCGGACUGUUUGCAUUCCAGGUAGAACAGAGUUCCGCUUACGACAUCAUCAGUCAGACGUACACGGAACGAGAGAAGUGUGACUUGAAGGAGAUCAAAGCCUUCACCCUACCCAUGGUGGCCGUGCCCGUGAGGAAACACUCCGGGUACAAGGAGCUGCUGGGGGCGAGACUCCGGUGGCAGCGCGAGGUGGGUCUGAUGGAUCGUUUCCGUCGCGUGUGGAUGAGCGCGCGGACCCCGUGUGACGCGGCCCAGGGAGGGUUCGUGAGUGUGGGCCUGGUGGACGUGCUGCCCGCGCUGCACGCGCUGCUCGCCGGAGUGCUGCUCGCCACUAUGCUGCUCCUCGUGGAGAAAGCUCACCACACUGUUAUGACUCGCCUGUAG
Molecule: messenger RNA, 1743 nt
Organism: Danaus chrysippus (African queen)
Lineage: Eukaryota; Metazoa; Arthropoda; Insecta; Lepidoptera; Nymphalidae
Source: the annotation of a GenBank genome assembly